UACACUCACGCCGAGGCUUCCCUUUUCUCCUUUUUUCCCCCCUCACAAUGUUUUUUUAAUUUAUUUUGUUUUACCGAUUAUGUUUUCAAAUAUAACUACUAUUUAGGACAAGUACCUAAAACUUCAUGGUUUAUGAAGCCGUGUAAUAAUAACGGCAGUUGCUGAAAUCUCGCGAGGUUUCCGAGAUCUCAUCUGAUCUUGCGAAACGCGGCCGCACAUCAUUCCGGAGGAGACGACGACGUCUGGGUGGAGGGUCUUGAGGUGAGCUUAUACAUACAUACAUACAUACAGUACUCCCAGCCAUGUUUACACACGUUGUUUACUCCUCUGUAUCGGUGUUUACGAAGCUAGUGCAUUUUAUACAACUUGUGUUUCGAGACAGGAACAAACAGAGGCUUGUGUGCGGCUUGUUUUUGUUAGAGAGAGAGAGAGAGAGAGAGUCUUGUAAUGGAGAAAAAAGUGUCUCUGAAACGUGUUCGCCCAGACUCUGUGUAUCAUUUCAGUACAGUUGUUUUAAGUGAAUAAAGAAGACGAUACUGUGUGUAGAUGUGUAAUGGUUUGUGUAAUAAGUGGAAAUGGGUUUAGGUUUCUCUCUCUUGCUCGUUUGAGAGAGAGAGAGAGACACAUGGUGUCAAAGAGCUACAUUGUAUUCAGCAGAAUUAAAGCAGUAGAGCAUUAGAUAGGAUAUAUAGGAUAUAUAACAUCAGUGCAAAACAUUGUAGUCAGGAGUGUGAUUUAUAAAUUACUAACCCCUCUUGGAUGUCUUCCCUGCUGUGGAAAAAACAAACCGUUACCGAAAUUCUAACGGUUUCCACUACAAAUACCAUUACAAACCAGCAGCUAACCAUUAAAACCAUUACCAAAUGUCAAUGGUGUUCUAUUGGUUCUUAAUGGUAUCCACUAGACAUAACAUGCCACCGCUAGAAGGCUACAGAUGACCAGUAGAGACCUACAGGAUCUAUUAGAGUUUCCAGUUUCUGUUCCCAUUAUAACCGUUAAAAAUUGUUUGAGGGUUUCUAUCGUUUUGUUUUGUUUUCUUUCCUUCAGCAGGGUUAUGAUGAUGAUGACGAUAACGGUUUGUAUGUAGGUCAUGUAUUUUUUUCAGGGCUAGUUUCACAUUUUCCGUUCAGUACUAUCGAUACUUCCGCUUAAGAAGGAUGAAGAAGAGGACAUAACAUUUUGUGACUUCACAAAACAUUCUUGCCAGCCUAAACCAAUCAGGGUCUCGUAUGCUAAUUAGUAGAUCGGGACGUAGGAAACGAGGCGAUGAUGAGGUUGUGUCCAUUUACUUUUUUCAAAUAGUGUAAGCCCUAUUCGAACAGGAUUAAUUUGAAAUCAGGUUCUGGGGUAAUUUGGUAUUUUACAGGAGCUCCUCUGUGACUUUAUUUCCUUCCGGAUCAGCCAUGUUAGUGUUUUUCUCCAUCCUUCUCUGAGAAAUGUACAGGCUUCUCUCUCCUCCAGUGCUUCUUCGACUGCUUAGAUGCCCUGCUGUGAAUGGUGUGUGAUCAUAUGACCACAUAAUCAUAUGAACAUCCCGGUUCAUAGAAAAUGUAACCUUUUAGAAACUUGCUCCUCGUGUGCUCAUUUUAUUGCUGUACGGAUGAGAGAGUUUUAUCACUGAGGAGACGUGUUAAAAAAAAACAAAUCCAGUCCGAAUACGGUUUUAGUAUGCCAAGGGAAAACCCAGACAUGAGGUUGGAUUUAUAUUAGAACAACUUUUAUAUAAACUGCGUACUGCAUGUCUGUGGGAUUUGGAUCAGUCAUGAGACCAUAUGGUGGCACAAGCAGAUGCUGUGACUCCUGCAUGAUACGCCUUCAUCUCUGGCCAUCCAUGCCUCGCUCCUUUUCCCCUGUCCACCAGGAAACUUACUAGCAAAUUAAAAAGUGCAAAAACAGAAGUGGUUACUGUCAAAGAAAGAAAGAGAAAUGUUACCAUUUGCUAUUUUAGGUUGCUAUACGCAUGUCAUGUGUGCUUGCAACCUUAGUUUGGCCAUUUUAGUAGAUUAUUAAAAAUUAUUAUGCAAAAAAAUUUAAUUUAAAAAUUGAUUGUCCAUCAUGUGCAUGUAUUAUUAUUAUUAUUAUUAUUAUUAUUAUUAUUGUUGUUGUUAAAUUUAGGUCACUUUUUAAAGAGCUGCCCACUAUUUAGGCUGUAAAAGUGACCACAAAGGGCCUCGACAUAGUGAAGAAACCACGUGUCUACAUUUCUGAAUAAAUAUGACCUAAAACAUCAUCAGAUUUUCACACAAGUCCUAAAAGUAGAUAAAGAAAACCCUAUUAAACACAGGAGUCAAAAACAUUAUACGUUUAUUCAUUUAUUGAUUGAGGAAAAUGAUCCAAUGCUAUAUAUCUGUGAGUGGAAAAAGUAUGUGUACUUUUGCUUUCAGUAUCUGGUGUGACCGCCUUGUAGAGUUCACUGGUAUAAUUCAGAAGUCAUUGUUCCAUCAAUGAUGGCAAGUCGUCCUGGACCAGAUGCAGCAAAACAGGACAAAACCAUCAUACUACAUGCACAUAACACAUACACCACCAUGUUUCACAGAUGGGAUAAGGUUGUUAUGCUGGAAUGUAGUGUUUUACUUUCUCCAAACAUAACGCUUCUCAUUUAUAACAAAAAUUCUAUUUUGUUCUAGGCUCCUGUGCACAUCAUUGUUGUUCAGUGUUCUCCUGAUGGUGGACUCAUGAACAUUAACAUUAGACAAUGUGAGAGAGGCCUUUAUUUGCUUAGACGUGACCCUGGACGCCUUUGUGACCUCACAGACUAUUACACGUCUUGCUCUUGGAGUGAUCUUUGUUGGUCUCCACUCAUGUGGAGGGUGACAAUGGUCUUGAAUUUCCUCCAUUUGUACACAAUCUAUCUGACUGUGGAUUGAUGGAGUCCAAACUGUUUAGAGAUUGUUUUGUAACCUUUUCCAGCCUGAUAAGCAUCAAGAACAAAAAUGUUGCCAAAAAUUCCACAGAUAAAAUACUGACAAAACAGGCUUUUUUUUCUGCUUCGUCAUCAUCCAGUCUUGUGACAAAGGUGUGGCGGUUGUCUUCAACUGCUCAUUCAAAGUCUAUACUGACUGACAUGACUUCAUGUGUAAAACUUUACUAAUGUGGCAGGUUGCAGUGGGUCACAUUACCAUCUCACAGCUAAAGGAUCUGGGGUUUGGUUUCCACUUUUCAAAAAACAUGCAGAUGACUGAUGGUGAUAUGGAGCUUCGGUGAGAAUGGAACUCUCUCUGUCCAAACCUGACAAAAUGGGAAAGACAAGGCUGUUUCGCAUCUUUCUCAUCCUGGGCUCUGUCUUCAUGAUCCUGCUAAUCAUCAUCUACUGGGAUGAUGUUGGAGCCACCCAUUUUUACCAGCACACAACCAUAUCCGGACCUCAUCCAUCCCGCCUCUCACCUGAGAGUAACGCAGCUGCCAAAAACAAAGCCGAGGACGACAAGGACGGCUCGUUCCUGGCCGACAUUGACGCUUUUGUCAACCAGUUCCUGGAAGGCACCGCCGACCCAACGGAGCAAGUGAGAGCUGAAACGCCGCCCGGUGAGACUCACAACCAGUCCUCAGAAAAACCAGAAGAACGAUUCGUCCCCAGGCGCGAGUGGAAGAUCCACCUGACCCCGAUCGCCAUCGAGAAGAAGCAAAGGCAGGACAGUAGGAAGCAGUUGAUGCACGAUCUUUGCAGCAGCAACAGCAGCUUUGACUUCCCGGGCAAGAACAGGACAUUUGAUGACAUCCCCAACAAGGAGCUGGACCACUUGAUCGUGGACGAUCGACACGGGAUCAUCUACUGCUACGUCCCCAAGGUGGCGUGCACCAACUGGAAGCGCAUCAUGAUCGUGCUGAGCGAGAGCCUGAUGGUGAACGGCUCACCCUACCAGGAUCCUCUGGAAAUCCCCGUCGAGCUCAUCCACAACAGCAGCAUGCACUUCACCUUCAACAAGUUCUGGAAGCGCUACGGCAAGUUCUCUCGUCAUUUGAUGAAAAUCAAACUCAAGAAGUACACCAAGUUCCUGUUCGUCCGAGAUCCUUUCGUGCGUCUCAUCUCGGCCUACCGCAACAAGUUUGAGCUGGAGAACGAGGACUUCUACAAACGAUUUGCUGUGAUAAUGCUGAAAAGAUACAGCAACUACGUCGACCCGCCGGCGUCCGUGGUGGACGCUUUCGCUGCUGGAAUCCGACCCACCUUUUCAAACUUUAUUCAGUAUCUGUUAGAUCCGAACACAGAGAAGGAAAUGCCAUUUAACGAGCACUGGAGGCAGAUGCACCGCUUGUGCCACCCUUGCCAGAUAAAUUACGACUUUGUGGGAAAACUGGAGACCUUGGACGAGGACGCUGAGCAUCUGUUGCGGAUCCUGCGCGUGGACAACGUUGUCCAGUUCCCACCGAGUCAUCACAACAGGACUGUCAGCAGUUGGGAGCAGGACUGGUUCGCCAACAUACCUUACGAAUCACGGAGACAGUUGUACAAGCUCUACGAGGCUGACUUCAGACUGUUUGGGUAUCCUAAACCCGAGAAGCUUUUACACGAGUGAAAUUUGUUUCUAGACAGCGAAGUAUUUUCUUGCUGUGGGUUAUUCAACUGUCCAUUUCCGCCAUGGAGAAAUAAAAUAAAACAGGUGAUUGAGAGUUUAAAUCUCAGGACUUUUUUCAGACAAUUUUCAGUUCACAAUUCUGCCUUUUAGAGUUAAUAUCUCACAAUUCAGCCUUUUUCUCAGAAUUGCACAUUUUUUCCCCCUCACAAUUUAAAUGUCAAAGAAUGCACUGACAAAGCUUCAAUCAUUCUCUCUAAAUAGGCUAUAAAAGAGUAACACUCAACAUCUAGUCAAGACAAGGAAAACCAGACACUGGCGCGCACCCGUUACCUGAAAUUAGUCACAUUUCAGGUACAGAGUCAAGUGGACGUCUACACUGCGGGGGGAAAAAGCCAGGAUUGUGAGACCUAAACUCGUAAUUGCGAGUAGUAAAGUCAAAAUCGUGCGAAAACUGUCAGAAUUGAGACGUUAACUCACAAUAGUGGGAAAUAAAGUCAGAAUUGUGAGAUUUAAACUCGAAAUUCUGAGAACUAAAAAUCGCAAUGACCUUUUUUAUUUAUUUAUUUUUCUCUGUGACGGAAACGGCCUUCCAUUAGUAAUUCAUUUGGUUAAUGAAUAGAUUUUUUUUUUUUUUGGUCUGAUUUGCAUCCCUUAUCUCUGUGGGAAUGCUCCGGUUUGUUUAUCUCACAGGCAUUAGAAAAAGUUCAUUAGAGUGAAAACAGAUGUUAACAGAUGUUACGUUCAAAGUUUUAGAUUGAUACUCUUUAUCUUCUUCUGAAAACACAUCUGUCUGGAAUGCAGUGCCGUACUGUCAAGUCAGGCGAAGAUCUAGGUUGUAAUUAUUUUCGAUAAAACACGAGAAUUAUGAUAGUUGUUUUGUAAAGUAUUCUUCUUAGUGCCCUCAAUCAGCUGUCAUACGUCCCCCCCCCCCCCUCUUUUAUUUUAUUUGAAUUUUUUUAAAGAAGUAUGCAGCUUGAACAUGCAACUGCUAUGUUCUGCACAUUAGGGCAGUGCACAUAGAAUAUAUAGGAUAUUUUUAUAUUUUUGCGCCAAGAGAAGCAGUUAUUUUGGAAGAACGUACUUUUAGCUUUAUAAAGGAAAGGAUUCACUGCACUCCUGUAGCAACAAAACAUUUUGUUGGCACUCAUUACGCAUGGCUUGUGUGUAGACAUCACCUCAUUAAAAAAAAUUAUUAUUAUUUUUUUUGCAUAGUAUUUGCAUUUUUAUCACCCACCUCAGGAUGCGAACACUUUUUCAGACCUCAUUUAAAAUGUAUUGAGUGCAAAUGGAUUUGCAGAUGUUUACUUAAAAAAGAAAAGAAACGCCUGAGUAGUAUUGGCUCUAAUAUGCACUCCACAUAAAUUAUUUCUGUUAUUGCUGUUUAAUGAAAGUGUUACGUGUGUUACAACAUCUGUUUUUACGAAUGUUUUAACGUUUAACAGGAGCCAAAAGGACAUUUUUUAAAAUCAAGGCGAUGGGGUUGGCAGGGUGGAGCUUGUGUUGGUCAUUGUGGCAUCUUUCCUUUCGUGAUUUGUAUUCGUUUCUCUCUUAACGUCAUGCUGCGUCCCAAUUCGCCUACUUAUACUAUGCACUAAAAGUAUGGACUCUUUUUGGGAAGGAAAAGUACAUGGUUUUGAGUGCGUGGCAAAAGAGCAUGUAACUGGGACAUACUAACACGUCAUGUAACGGAAGAGAGCGUCGUUGCCUAGUUACACGCACCGUCACCGUGAACAAACUCCUCGUCGCAUUUCAGCUUUUCUUCAUUCAUUAUUCAUUAAAUCAUUUAUACUAGAUCAUUUAAUUUACCAUUCCCUUGAUUUUCUUUUUCACUCCAAAUAACAAAAAAAUAGACACAUCCAAAAUGAUUUAAAAACAAACAAAAAAACACUUCAAAUAACACAACAAAAUUUGAGAGUGAUAGUUUAUAAUUUCACCUUCAGAGGCCGCUCUCGUACUGUAUAAUGACAACCGACCCUUCUCAGCCGCUCCCGAUGCAACCAGGAAAAACUAUCGGUGUGAAUAUUUGCCGAAAACUGCUGGUUAACGAUGCUGAUUAAUCGGCAAAACGAUCAAAUCGGUCAGGUGCUAAUUGGGACGCAGCCUCAGUGUGCCACAGAUGCUAGCAUGUGUGCCGUUUGCUUUUUUACAUUUUUUAUUUUAUUUUAAACAUACAUCUCUCAAGAGCUGUUCAAAGAUUGUGGACAAGUUUAGCUUGUUCUGGUAGACUUAGCAUUUAGCAGACGAUUCCUGGUUGGAGUAUUGUCUCGUCUAAAUGCAGGCUGAGCAGACAUGCAGCACAUCUUCAAGCACAAAUCUUUAUACAAGACCCUUAAACGGUAAACAAUUAACUUUAGGCGACUGAUUUGCUCUAGAGUAAAGUAAGCUUGUAUAGGGACUUUGGGAGGAAUUUUAUGUGGGAAGUUUCGGAUGUUCGCGUGUUGUGUUUUGCACAUGGAGUAGUUCUGCUAUUGGAUGAGAAUGCUGUUUCUGAGAAACAGGAACGUGUUCCAGCUUUGGUGAGAUGCCGUAGAGAGAGCAGUAGAGUUAUGAAGCACAGUCUGUCUCUAGUAGGUCAGAGGAUGAACGUUGUAGUGUGUGUGUGUGUGUGUGCGUGUGUGCGUGCGUGCGCGCUCUUGUCUAAGCUUAAACCAACAUCAACAGCUGUACUGGAGGAGGCACUGCACCGGGUGCUAGCAGUGCCUUUCUUAAGAUAAGAAGGAAAAAGUUUACACAAAAAAUAAAUAUGUAUAAUGUACAGGUAUUUUUGUAAAUGGGUCAGAUUUGGGGUUUUUCUUUUUUUUUGUUGUUGUUGUUGUCAUUUCCUAGUUAAACAAUGGGAAAUAAUUUAAGUGUUUUUUUUUUUUUUUUAUUCUGGUAUUAGUGAGAUUUGUUUAGUAAUUUUUCUAUUAUUUUCACUGUUAUCUUCGUCACUUGAUUCCCAUAGUUUUCAAACAACAACAACGCAGUUAAACAUCCGCACAGUAUUUCCUGAUGUUCUUGUACCACAUAUUCAUGGAAACGUUGCCAGAUAAAUGCGCUGGAUGAUGUGAGGUUUUGUGUUUGCAUGGAAUAUGUCAUGAAAAUCAUUUGAAGGGAAAUCGCUGUGCUCGUGAUUAAAAAAAGGUGAUGUGUAUUUCUUAAUGUUGCAUCAACUGAAGAAAUAAAUAAAUAAAUAAAUGAAAACAUUCUCCAGUGCACUGAUCUGGAAUACAGUUUUGUAUUUGGCUGGUGGUUUUUUUUUUUAUUAUUAUUUUUUAAAAACGAUUUAUUUCACUUUAAGGACUUUUUGUCAUGCAAUGUUGAAAGAAAAAAUAAAGCUUAAUGCAUGGUGUAAAACUCUGA
Molecule: messenger RNA, 7859 nt
Organism: Ictalurus punctatus (channel catfish)
Lineage: Eukaryota; Metazoa; Chordata; Actinopteri; Siluriformes; Ictaluridae
Gene: chst12a
Product: carbohydrate (chondroitin 4) sulfotransferase 12a
Exons: 2
Coding region: 3207-4517 (436 amino acids)
Biological process (GO): proteoglycan biosynthetic process; carbohydrate biosynthetic process
Cellular component (GO): membrane
Molecular function (GO): sulfotransferase activity
Source: RefSeq, a predicted model, not a curated record